AUGGUCACAUGGCAUGGACUAGCUGAUGAAGCCAUCUUCGCCAACGGAACAUCGGACUAUCACCAAAAGGUACUGGAGCGGGAUCCCUCAGCUGUGGGGCUUUAUCGCUAUCUCGAGGCUCCUGGGGUGGCGCACUGCCAGGCGUCGAGUUCUAGUGCCCCAUAUCCCCAAGACGUCCUGGAGAGCUUGGUUGCGUGGGGGAAGAGGGAAAGGCGCCAGAAACGCUCAGGGCGGAGUGGAAGGAUAUGA
Molecule: messenger RNA, 249 nt
Organism: Penicillium crustosum
Lineage: Eukaryota; Fungi; Ascomycota; Eurotiomycetes; Eurotiales; Aspergillaceae
Exons: 1
Coding region: 1-249 (82 amino acids)
Source: RefSeq, a predicted model, not a curated record